AUGAUGGCGCUUGAGCUGCUGGCCCAGCAGUACCUUCCGAUCUCUCCGCGACACCUGAGCCUUCUUACCUUAGAUGGCGGCUCCCCUGCUGCAGUUGUCGCCGUCUCACCAGCAUAUGAUAAUUUCAACCGUGUGUUCUUUCUUGAAUGGGAUUACCCCACGGAGACGGGUAAUUUUCGGCUUAUACACACAGAAAUGCCUGGUGUGGGUGUAAAUGCCCUCUCCCUUAUGCUUUCUCAAGACGGCGUUGUACACUGUGUCGUGCAGUGCGCCAGCAAAGGAAAAGAGGAGAGUCCAAAGACGUACCUUCUGCGUCGCACAGAGGAUGCAGGAAACUCGGAUAGUGAUACCAGUGACAACGGAAAUGAAGAAGACACGGCGGUAAAAUAUAAGAUUCUUCCCAAAGUGAUGGAGGAUGAUAGCAGGAGUUGGACUGUUGCAACCCGACUUUACAGAGGUAACGGCGGGGUACGGGACUCUAAUAACAGUUCCCGAGUUGUCGCUGCUUGUGGAGGUGAGCGCGGUGAACCAAACGCUCUCAAGAUGAUGUACCUCAGUGGUACACGGUUGUCAGUGCAACAAAGCGUAGAAUUGCCUGUGUUGUCAACUUUCCCACUACUUCGGUUGUGUGAAAUCGAUGGCGAUGUCUCCUCGCUUCUUGCAUUAUGUCAUCACGCCGUGUUAGAGAUUGACCCUCGGCUAAAGCAGCAGGAAAGUGUUGUGCGCGCGUGGAAAUGGACCCCGCGGGACCCACUCACUGCUUUUGCUGUGAAGGAUAACAGUAUUGUGGCCGGCACAGAAGAUGGAGUGCUAGUACUAUGGGACUUGCGUUUUGCUGCCGUGCACGAGAAAGGUAGCAAAGCAGUGGACCACAGCGUUUCUUGCGGGGCCCCCAUCACUGGUUUGCAUAUGCCUCAUAGUUCCAGUGUACUGUCGUGUCAAGCGGAUGGUGCAGUACUUACCUGGGAGCGGUGUUCAACUUCAUCUAUUAAUAACAUCAACGAGGCGUGUUUUGUCCCCAGGCGCAUCCCUGCGCUUCCUCCCACCUUUGUGGGAACGCCCGGUUGUGUGGGAAUGGCUGCAGAAGAUAAUAUUGCCGUGGUUGCAGAUGAGUCGGGGGUUCUCAGCAUUUUCUCCAUGUCGUAA
Trypanosoma brucei brucei TREU927 is the source of this 1146-nucleotide messenger RNA. RefSeq lists its product as hypothetical. The coding region runs from base 1 to 1146 and encodes 381 amino acids. The transcript has a single exon. Gene Ontology annotation, molecular function: protein binding. The record is from RefSeq and is a predicted model, not a curated record. Lineage: Eukaryota; Euglenozoa; Kinetoplastea; Trypanosomatida; Trypanosomatidae.